AAUAUUUACUGGAGACCAGUAUGUGGAGGUCACGAAGUUGUUGAUUCGCAAAGAUUCGGUGCAUUCUAAUGUGAACUGUGUUUUUGUUUGCUUUGCUUUUUAAUAAUAAAUUAACAUUGAAUUACUCGUAUAAAUAAAUAAUUUACCGCCGAUUGGCUAUACCAUUGUGGUGUGUAAAGGCAAAACAUCGUUCUUAUAAAUCACUGAAUAAAGAACAAUGGAUAAUACUUUAUUUUCUGAGCUAUCAUAUCUAAGAAAUCAUUGGAUAGAAAGGGUACUGGAGGACUAUGAACAAGAGCGUGACGAGCUCGGUCCGUCAGGCAUCAAACUACUGCAGAAAGAAAGCCGCAGCGCGGUUUGGAACAUGUGCAAACUGCUCGGCGUAGACAUGAACGGCGUGCCUGGCCGCACCUGCCGGAUGCUCGAGCGGUACCUUCACAAAUACAUUACCAUCUACUGCAGUCACAUUGAUGAUGACGAAGAGCGCGGAAAUUUUAAAAGGGAAUUAUUCGCUCGUAUUCCACUACUGACAGCGUCGUGUGCUCAGCUAUCUGCAAAGAUGAGUAGCGGAAGCACCAAAGUGAACGCAAACCAUGUGCGCGCUUGCCUCAGAACUUUAAAGCUAGAAUAUAGCAUACAAGAAAUAAACGCAAAUGCGUUCCACGUUUUCAAAAUUUUAGGAUUUCGUGUGCCGCUCUGGACGGGCGUGGAAGAAGGCCAAAUGUUCGCGCUAGAAAUCGGAAUGCCCAGGAACAUGCUGGAAAGCGUAGCUGUCAUAGUGAACUCUGCGGAGUUUGCCCGCGACAGAAUCGAGCAAUGUGUUCGCGGUAUUGCUAAUGACUCCCCUGGAUCGUGUGAAGGACGACCGAUGCAAUCACUACACUUAGUGGUGGGCGCAGUGGUGGCGAGCGCUCGUUACAUGGCAUUCAGCGAAGCAGACCCUGCGCCACGGCUGGCCAACUUGACGAGUGCACCGCCUUCUUUCAUCAGCUGCAUUGCUGACGUCAUUCUCAAAGAAAUACUCGUAGACUCGUCUUCCUCCGAGGAUGUCAGUCAACCCAAAAAAAGGAAGAUAACGCAUAUUAACACUUAGACUACGCUUAUCAAAUAAUUUGUUAGAAAACUUGAUGAUUAUAUCCUAGAACAAAUACUUUAUGUAGUAAAUCUUCAAAUUUGUUUAGUGUUUGUUGAAUUUUCAAAAAUCGAAGGUUCUCGGAUAGACGUGGACGUGCAAGACAAUCAA
Molecule: messenger RNA, 1243 nt
Organism: Hyposmocoma kahamanoa
Lineage: Eukaryota; Metazoa; Arthropoda; Insecta; Lepidoptera; Cosmopterigidae
Exons: 5
Coding region: 218-1093 (291 amino acids)
Source: RefSeq, a predicted model, not a curated record